Molecule: messenger RNA, 1301 nt
Organism: Notodromas monacha
Lineage: Eukaryota; Metazoa; Arthropoda; Ostracoda; Podocopida; Cyprididae
Source: the annotation of a GenBank genome assembly
AUGAGUGCCCGUGAAAAGCGGAUGCGACAUCUGCAUCGCAUAUUCAAUACCAGUUCCGCAGUUGACGAUUCGCCACCGGUGUCGUAUUUGCUGAGAAAUUGUCGGAUCCCGUGUUCCGAAAUACCCUUGUGCGACUCCAAUGCGGCCCGGGCCCAGAGGAAGAAAGCCCUGUUCCUGCACAGGUCCUCCGAGUCCGUGUGCGCAGAACCGAAGUCCGGCACCAUGUUGAGCUCUAAUAUUAGAGCUACGAGCGCUGGCAGGAAACCCAGGAAGGCGGCGUCCAGAUUCUCUUCGGCAUCUUGUCUCCGAGAUUCUGGAGUUUCUUCAUCUUGCAGCGGAUUGCAAGAUGCCUACUGGACGCAUAAGCCAGUGGAAACGCCGUCCAUGCGACUCGCCGACAGAAUUGACAACUUCCUGCGUCAGGUGAAUGCAGUAUCCGUCGUGCCAAAAGCUCGAGAAAAGCUCUCAAGGUACCCUCCGGUGCCAGCUGACCCGAUUUUGAGAUAUCCGAUGGCAUUCACUGCACCGGCGAAGCCUUUCACUCCUCGACUAAACCGGAAAAGCUCAGAAGUUCAAGCCUGGUUGAGAAAGUCUGACAUGUAUAAUCCCCCCACGAGGAAAGUGAAGCUGGAACCGAAGAGAGUUGAACCGGAUGACGAAUACAGGCAAACAUUUUUGGAUCAAAUUCUGAUGAGGUGGAAGAAGUUUCUGACUCGACCAACCGGCAAGAAUGUGGAUCUCAAGCAAGAGCCGCUUCCAGUCAGGACUCUGCCUUGGAAGUGGAAAUCACUAGUCGACCAAGAGAAAGAAGUUCAGGUUUUGACAGAGUUGGACAAGUCUUUGAAAGCCUUCAUUGAAUGUCCACAAAUGACCCCGGAAGACGUUGCAAAGUUGGAGCAGAUAGAAUCUAUUCUGAACGUCGGUCGUUGUUCAGGCAAUAAUAUGGAACAUGCGAAGUCUUUCUCGCAAGCACCAGCUGUAAGUGUGGAGCAAGAAUCGGAAUUUCGCCCGAGGCCGAUUUACAAAAGCCUCGAUGUCAUAAACGCUAUUUUAGAGGAUCUCAAAGUUGGUUCCUCAGUGUCGAGGGCUACUCAAAAAGUGUUGUUUGAUGAAGGGAUCUAGUCAGUUAUUGAGGAGAAAAUCCUCAUAGUCACAGUUGUUCGGCUAUGUGUUGUUCUGUGUGGGCAUUCGGAACUUGAUGCAGGAAUAUUUUAUGGAACGCGGAGUUAUUCGAUGUGUUGAGCAAAGUUUGUAGCCGGUCAAAGGCAAACCAAAGAAAAUAUAUGCGGUCAGUCACAGAA